Amoebophrya sp. A120 is the source of this 3477-nucleotide messenger RNA. The record is from the annotation of a GenBank genome assembly. Lineage: Eukaryota; Dinophyceae; Syndiniales; Amoebophryaceae.
CCGCCGGGGGCCAGAUCCAAUUUGUUGGGUGCGCUGACAAUACCACGACUACCACCACAACGACCACCACCACCGUUUGUGUCUGCCACAAUGGCGAGCUUGAGACUUUGGGGUUUUGUGUUGGGCACGAGGCCGAAUACUGCAAGAGUUGUGACGAACAUUAUCGCCUCCGGAGCGGCUGGCCCUCUCGGGGGGAAGAGAGUUGUUAUCCGGUCUGCAGCGGCGUCACGUGCCCGACCCCGAAUAUCACUGACAAAGCGUACUACAUCAGCCGGUUGGGCGAUACCUACUGCCUGGGGCUGCCGGAGGCAGCUGCGCUCGCCGAGGGGACCUAUCCGGAAAGCGGGUGCCUUUCCGGAUGUUGCCAGCAGGGCUGCACCGAGCCAGCCGGUGACUCGAACCUGCGCAGGAGGGUGGACACGACCUCAGUGAAUUGGACGCAGAUGCUUGCCGCCGAUGCCAUGCUGCCGCCCAUGAACGAGGGCGCGGCCCUGGCCUUCGCGGGGGCCGUUUGCAAUGAAACGAAGUAUACGGGAGACCCGCCGCGGUUUUUUUGCCCCGCCGCCGGAAGUGCGGUGGAGUUUGUCGGGUGUGGUGAGAACACGACCACGACGACAACUACGACGACGACCACCGUGUGCGUUUGCCACAACGGCGAGCUGGAGACCUCCGGGUUUUGCGUUGCGCACGAAGCGGAAUACUGCAAAAGCUGCGACGCCAACUAUCGACUGCGGUCCGGCUGGCCUUCCCGUGGCGAGCAAAGCUGCUACCCGACAUGUGCGGGCGUGACCUGCCCCACCCCGAACCAGACAGACCACGCGUACUAUAUCAGCAGACUUCCGGAUACUUACUGCAUCGCCCUUUCGGAAGCCGAAGCGCUAGCAAACGGCAGUUUUCCAACGGCGAGCUGCCUGUUGGGGUGUUGCCAGCAGGGGUGCACGGAACCCGGGGGGGACUCGUAUCUAAGCGACCGGCUCGACGUGGAAGGUGUGGACUGGAAGCAGCUCCUGGCCAGCGAUAGUAUGCUGCCGCCGAUGAACGGCUCGGACGCGCUCGCGGUAGUGGGUGCAGUGUAUCGCACAGAAAAAAGCAGGCAGGUCAUACUCGUAUAUGCAAAAAGAAAAAUGAAAAUCAUGAAUACACGCAUGGUCAUCCGAAACAGAAUGCUAUGGUGCCGCCCAUGGCAGAUCUACAACUUUCUGUGUGUUUAUUGUUGCAUUACAAAUACCAAUACCAAUACCAAUAUACCCUGCCUGCUUUUUUCUGUGGGAUAGAGUGUGCAACACGACCCAGUACACUGGCGAAGCCCCGCGCCUGUUCUGCCCGGACGCGGGGGCCGAGGUAGACUUUGUGGGGUGCGCGGAAGACACGACGACAACGACCACGACCACGACUCCAGGGCUCGCGCCGCGGCAAUUCGUGGAAAUUUUGACCGUGAGCGACACCGUCGACCAAACGGAACUGGUGCAAGACCCGGACCUGCUAAGUUCCAUGGCGGACGGCACGCUAGCAUUCCUGCAGCAGUCGGGGCUUUCCAAUUUGACCAUUUCCGACCUGGAGAAUCCAGUUCUGUCCGUCGUUUCUGCGCAACUCAUCACAACAACAACUCCACCACCGGGUUUGCUGCUGCUGCCCGAGCUCUUCGACGCGCAUAAUAAAGGAGACCGCAGGCAACGUAUCGAAAUGAAAAGUGCCCCGCCCUCCGACAUGCGAAAUGUGCCUGCUGGAGUGGAAAGUUUAUUCCAACUACCGGACCUGCUCUCGCUCUCUCUCUCUCUCUCUCUCUUGCAUGAGAGAGAUUCUGAAUGACUAAGGCACAUUUUGCAGCCUCAGACUCUGUAGUUGAAUCAAAGCAGGACCGCGUGGCUGCCUUUUCGCGACACGGAUUUUUUUUUUGCUGUUAUGCAUCAAGGAUUUCGAUUUGUGUUGCUGGCACAUGCAGAAAAAUGUUCGAAUUUGCACGACACUGCCUGAUUGGUCCUGUUCCGACUUUCCUCCCAUGCUGCUGAUGGACCAGUCUGAUGUGCUUUUCUGCUCCGGUCGUUGCCCAGUCUGUGUACCUUAUUGGGAUGAAGAUCAAGAUUCUUUAUAUCACCAAGGCGUUUCUUGUUCUUCAGGAGGCGUUUCUUUUCAUGUGCAUAAAGUACGCGGUGGGGGUAGUUGCCCCUUCCAGCGCUGUGGAACAAACAACACGGGGGCGCCGAGAGAAUAUGUUUCUCACGUUGAACUUUGCCUUCGCUCUGCGCGGGAGUGUCGACGACUUUGCGCUUCUGGAAACGUUCUGGCCUAGCGAGACAGGGCUGAGCGCCGAUCGUGCGGAGGUUCUGAAAAACGACAUCAAUGUAUGACGGUGCACAACUCCCCCUCCCCCUCAUUUUUUGUGAUGGAAAUAAAUACCGAAUCCACCACUUGCGUUGAAGCACUGUUUGCAUGACAAAUUUCGAAACCUGAAACAGUACUACAGUCCGUAUGUAGGUUCGUCACGCGGAACGCCCAUUUCUGCCGUUGCUUGUGUUGCCGUUCCGGCAUCAGAGGGGCGGGAGUUGGGCAUUGUCAUACAACGCAGCCGUCACUGCGACCGGGGUGCCGGGCGUUGAGGUGGGGCAGAUCGUUCCGGAGUAUUCAGUGCAAAUGUGUCUGGCUCUGGAAACUUGUGAUGCUGAACUGUGGACGAUUGAAACACUUUCGCAUGCAGCCCAGCAUAAGAAAAGAAGUGUGUAGAAAGCUUUCUCAUGCGCAGUCCGCAUUAGAAACUGCGGCUUUGCAUCACAACAGAGGCUGCGACUUCUGUUGGUCUCAUGCAAUACAAAUUUCUGAGGAAUAUAUAACCAGCAUUGCCAGCACCAGUUCCAACUUUGACUUUCCAGACCAAGACAUAUUUGCAUGUGACACGGAGCCGAUCAUCACCACGACCACCACCACGACCACCACCAUAAAUCCGCGAUAUCCAAAGAAAAGUACCCGUACCCAUGCCAGGAAUAAACAAAAAAAGUGUAUUUCUGUUGCGAUAUAUAUAAAUUGUACCUCAUGUUCAUCUAUGUAUAGAAAAUGGGAGAACCGCGAUUAUGGCGGCACUUCCUUGUCAUGCUAAACGCAACUUGCAGGCCCAGGCCGAAAGUGCUUCCUCGCCCACCCACCGGAGAGGGGAUCCUUGACCUGUGGCGCUCGGUGCGGGUGUCCACUACAUGAUGAUGAUGAUGAUGAUGAUAGCUCAUUACGAGGUGGCGAUGUGUACUGACCAAAUACGUUUAUCUUGCGGAACAUGCAAGGCAGAGUGGCGCGUGCUGCGCGAUAAGCUGCAACAAUCAUUUUUCAAAGGAUGGAGAUACUUAAGUACUAUGGGUGUAGUCCUUUUCUGUGUGAAACGCUAGCGCUGGCUCAAACGACGGUGCAGGCGGUCACCGCAGCUGCUGGCGCCGUGUAUGUCGCCGCGGCCGGCUGGGCGCUCCUAAAUUUCAGGUGACUGCGGGGCUCUGA